AACUUUUAUGUUAAACGCUAUAUAAAAUUCUCCUUCCUGUCACUGGAAAAAGAAAGCUUUAAUUCUCUCUAAAUAUUCAGGUUCAAUUUAUAAGAUCCAAUUCUUAUGGAAAUCGCAUCAGCUAAAUGGUUAUCUGAACUGGGAAUGGAGGAUUCUGCCUUUUUCCAUCAAGAGCAAAUGGACUCUCUUGAUAACCAGCUAUAUGGAGUCAAUUUUUCGCAAAUCACACACAGCAAUCACGGUUUUCACCCUGAAGCGCCUUCUCGUCAUGCCCUUGUUGAGAUGUCUACAAAACAAGCGGAUAGCUUGAACUCUUUCACGGCUGAACACAUUUCUUCUAAUGCUUCUCCUUCUUUCAUCUCCUCCCAAAUUAUUUCUUUUGGGAACUCCUCCGCCGCAUCUCCGCCUAUUUCUGAUCUAGUCUCCAGUAGCAAAGACGCCAUGAUUCCUAAGACUGAGCCUAGGACUUCUUUAUAUGCUCAAGAGCAUUUAGUUGCAGAAAGAAAACGCCGCGAAAAGCUUAGCCAACGGUUGAUAGCUCUUUCAGCUCUUGUUCCUGGACUAAAGAAGACAGAUAAGGCUUCUGUCCUUGGAGACGCUGUCAAGUACUUGAAACAACUUCAAGAGCGUGUGAAAAAGCUUGAAGAACUGGCAGCAAAGAAAGCAAUGGAAUCAAAGGUUGUGGUGAAGAAAUCUCGUCUCUUUAUUGAAGAAGAUGAAACUUCUCCACCUGAUGAGAAGUCUUGUGACCAGUCCAAUCAAUAUCUCCCUGAAAUCGAAGCCAGAGUUUCAGAUAGGGACGUGCUUGUUAGAAUCCAAUGUGAGAAGAACGAAGACUGCCUUGUAAACAUACUUAAAGAAAUUGAGAAGCAUAAUUUAACUGUUGCCAAAAGCAAUGUUUUAUCAUUUGGGAACUCUACUCUUGAUAUAACUGUUGUCGCACGGAUGGACAGUGAAUUCUCACUUACAGCGAAAGAUCUUGCGAAAAAUCUUCGACUAGCUCUAUUGCAUCCAUCUGCCAAAAGAAAGCUGUGCUGAUAUUGUGACUCUGAAGAUUACAUAUGUAUACAAGUAAUUCUGAAACGACGUGUUAAAGAAGACUGUGUGGAAGAGACUCUAAUUUAACCAUAAUUAACUCUUAAUUAGAGAACAUCAUUAUCUGCUUUGUCUUUGUGGAUUUAUUGAGUGAAGUUAGGUGCUAUAUGU
Mangifera indica (mango) is the source of this 1206-nucleotide messenger RNA. RefSeq names its product transcription factor NAI1-like. The coding region runs from base 106 to 1038 and encodes 310 amino acids. The transcript is spliced from 5 exons. Gene Ontology annotation, molecular function: protein dimerization activity. The record is from RefSeq and is a predicted model, not a curated record. Lineage: Eukaryota; Viridiplantae; Streptophyta; Magnoliopsida; Sapindales; Anacardiaceae.